Messenger RNA from Schizosaccharomyces japonicus yFS275, 1703 nucleotides. Its product is annotated as azole resistance protein. The transcript has a single exon. The record is from RefSeq and is a predicted model, not a curated record. Gene Ontology annotation, molecular function: transmembrane transporter activity. NCBI's taxonomy places the organism in Eukaryota, Fungi, Ascomycota, Schizosaccharomycetes, Schizosaccharomycetales, Schizosaccharomycetaceae. Bases 57 to 1703 code for a protein of 548 amino acids. Gene Ontology annotation, biological process: transmembrane transport. Gene Ontology annotation, cellular component: membrane.
UUUUAUACAUAUAUCUAUUGAAACCCAAUUACUGAUCCAUCGCCCUUGGCUGGAAAAUGAACGCUUCCGCUAUAUCGUUUUCUUCGGAAAAUAGCAUGUCUAUGAACCGACAACAUGGAAUUUUGUGUGACAACACUUCUGCUACAGAAGUUUGCAAAUCAACAGUUCUUGAUCUCGAAAACCAGUCAGGCGAUAUUAAAGAAAGUAUAAGCCAAGAAAAUGAAAUUCCUAAAAAUAACAUGCCAGUCGUCAUGACCGGAAUAUUGCUGACUACGUUUCUGUCAGCUUUAGACAGUACCAUUGUUACCACUGCUGUCCCAACCAUUAUGCACGACUUGUCGGGCAAGGUCGAUUAUUCUUGGAUUGGCUCAGCAUAUACACUCGCAUUGACUGCUGUCCUUCCCCUUCUUGGUGUUGCCUCAGACAUGCUUGGUCGAAAAGUCGUGUUGUACAGUAGCAUCUUGUGCUUUCUUUUAGGCAGUGCACUUUGCGGCGCCAGUAAUUCUAUGAUCAUGCUCGUCAUAUGUCGAGCUGUUCAAGGUGUCGGAGCAGGCGGAAUAACGUCGCUGUGUUUUAUUGUUAUUUCUGAUAUUACCUCGCUUGCAAAUCGGUCAUUUUACACGUCAUUCAUCGCUUCAGUAUGGGGGAUCGCUUCAGUCAUCGGCCCGCUUUUAGGAGGCAUUAUAUGUCAAGGCACAACUUGGCGUUGGAUAUUUUUCAUUAAUUUACCUACCGGAGGAAUCUCUAUAGCAAUUCUUGUAUUCUUUCUUAAUGUCCCUGUUCAUGAUCGAACAACGUUCCGACACUUUCUGGUGACAUUUGAUUUUAUUGGGCUUACUACGUGCAUUGUUGGAAGUGUGCUCAUAUUACUUGGGCUCUCCAUUGGUGCGACAAAUAACGACUGGGUUCGCGUGAAUGUGCUUGUCUACAUCAUAGUUGGAGUUAUUUUGCUUAUAGUGUGUGCUUUCUGUGAGACCAAAACUACUAGAAAUCAGAUUCUUCCAACGUUCAUGUUUGAUAGUCUGUCAAAAUGUGCGUUGUUAUUCACAGUCUUCUUGCAUAAUUACAAUUAUAUGCUUUUCGAUUAUUACCUACCAGAGUUCUAUCAGAAUGUUAAAGGCGACACCCCCAUAUUUUCCGGCAUUCACAUUAUUGCUCCAGCGUUUUUAGUAUCCUUAUUCUCUUUUCUUACAGGUAUGUUUAUUAAGAAAACAAAUAACUUUAUGAUUCCUAUGUAUAUUGGGUGGUUAUUUAUGACUGCCGGUAUGGGGGCACUGACGGAUCUAAAUUACUCAAGUUCCGUCGGCAAGAUUAUUGCACUUAGUAUAAUCUAUCCAAUCGGCUCUGGAUGUCUGUUUCUGCCCCCUCUUCUCGCAGCACAGGCGUCAACGCCCGUGCAUGUGAUGGCGAUUGUUACUUCGGUUGUUAUGUUUGUUAGAAGCAUAGGUGGCAGCGUUGGCGUAAUCGUUGGAAAAGUCGUUUAUUCACAAACUUUGGCAGCUCUGCUUGGAAAAAAUGCCAAUACACUGUCGAAUAUGUCUUAUGAACAAAUUAAUACUUUCCCCCAAGAUGAAAGAAGUCAAUUGCUGGAUAAAAUGGGAAAAGCAUACCGAAUGAAUUGGAUUGUUGGUACAAUUAUAUCUGGUAUUGGGCUUCUUUGUCUGCUAACUGUAAGAAUGAAUGGCGCUUCUAAGCAAAAGUAA